Messenger RNA from Meloidogyne enterolobii, 786 nucleotides. Lineage: Eukaryota; Metazoa; Nematoda; Chromadorea; Rhabditida; Meloidogynidae. The record is from the annotation of a GenBank genome assembly.
AUGUUGGGAAUUCCAUUUCUUUCCACUUACAUUCAACGUAUUGUUAAGGUUCAGGCUGUAGCUGAUUCAGUGGACUGGCUUAAUUAUUAUUGUACUUCUGUGCUUCUAGCCUUUUUUGCAUUGGCAAUUUCAGCUAAACAAUAUUUUGGUUCACCUAUUCAGUGCUGGACGCCUAAUGAGUUCAAAGGAGGUUGGGACAAGUAUGCAGAGAAUUACUGUUUUGUGUCGAAUGCUUAUUAUGUACCUUUUGAUGAAGAAAUACCGAGAGAUUUGUCACACCGCCAGGAUCAGAUUAGUUACUAUCGUUGGGUCCCCGUCGUAUUAGCUGUGCAGGCUCUACUCUUCUGGUUGCCCAAUUGGAUUUGGAAUAUUCUACAUAAACAAACAGCUAUAAAUCCACGUUGUCUCCUCAACGAAGCGCAGAAAAGUCGAAAAUUGCAUGGAGCUGACCGUGAUAAAGAAAUUGGUGAAAUUGCGUCUUUUGUCUCUGACACACUUUCCAACUUUUCACCUGACGAAAAAUUUGGUUAUCGAUCCCGACAUCCUUCAGGGUUAAAUGCUACUUUUCUUUACCUUGCGCUCAAACUUCUUUAUAUAAUAAACUGUUUUGGUCAAUUAAUAGUUUUGAAUCGUUUUCUUGGUGGCGAAUUCCAUAGCUGGGCUUGGCAGGCCGUUUUUGACUUGUUCAAAGGUGUGGAUUGGGGGGAAUCUAAAUUAUUUCCUCGUGUUAUCAUGUGUGAUUUUUCAAUCCGACGUUUGGCCAAUCCUCAACGACACACAGGUUGA